CCAAGACUUGCAACUGUGGUGUUGGCUGUUGUUGCUGUGUUUGAGCACCGCUUCUCGUUUUCUCGUCAUCGUCUCGCUUGUGUCUCUGCGCCUCCCCUCUCUUUCUUUGCCUCUUCCUCUCGUCUACCGUUCACCUCGCUCGGUGUGUGUGUGUGUGUGUGAGUGGCUUCACAACAAUACGCCAUGCCACCCAAGUUUCGCCGUGUGGGCAUGGUGGACGACCCCAACGAAGCUGCCCGGAGGUCACUGUUGGAUGACGAUUCGGAUGAGGACAUCUUCGAUAUCCACGAUCACACUCGAGGCGCGUCAUCAAGGCGAGGCGCUCAGCCAGCGGGACACGAUGACACGGCGCUAAGAACUGCACAACGAGAGGUAGAUGAGGCUGUGGAUGUGAUGAAGCAGAACAUCGGCAAAGUGCUGGAACGCGGCGGCAAACUUGACGACUUGGAAGACAAAUCGGAGGUGCUGAUGCAGGGGUCGUUUGCCUUCCAGCGAGGAUCGCGGAGACUAACACGCGAACUCUGGUGGAAGCGAACGCGGGCGCGAAUCAUCAUCGGUCUCAUCGUCGCCGCCAUUCUCGCCAUCAUCAUCUUGGUGUUUGUGCUGAAAAAGAAGAAGUAGUAGUGGUAGCAACUCAAGGAACGAGAGGGGAGAGCAUACGUGAGCAGCAACCAAUCCAGCUCUACAAUCAUCAUCAAAUCACCACCACCAACAACGACAACAACGACAACAACAACAACAACAACCACAACAGUUUCGGAUUAGAAUCAGGGGCGCAACAGCACCACAUUGCGUGUUUGCUUGGAGGCCCAGCAGUGCCAGUGCCACGCAACAGGGACAAGCAGUGUGUCUGCCUGCAUAUUCACCAUGCAGCUGGCUGUACCAGCAAGCAAGCGAGCGGAGAGGAUGGGAGAAGUGGGGUUGCGAACAUGCGUAGUUCAUUGCGUUCAGUCAUACACCAUGUUCAUGCGCGAUUGUGUGGGCGUUUGUUAUUUGUGUGUUUCCGAGUUACGAUGCAACACAACCGUUCAUGUGCACACAGAAGAAGAAGACCAGCACGCAAAUGGGGACUGGGA
Messenger RNA from Salpingoeca rosetta, 1076 nucleotides. RefSeq lists its product as uncharacterized. Lineage: Eukaryota; Choanoflagellata; Craspedida; Salpingoecidae. Bases 184 to 621 code for a protein of 145 amino acids. Gene Ontology annotation, cellular component: membrane. The transcript has 6 exons. Gene Ontology annotation, biological process: vesicle-mediated transport; Golgi ribbon formation. The record is from RefSeq and is a predicted model, not a curated record.